Messenger RNA from Mycotypha africana, 2318 nucleotides. RefSeq names its product PIN domain-like protein. Lineage: Eukaryota; Fungi; Mucoromycota; Mucoromycetes; Mucorales; Mycotyphaceae. The record is from RefSeq and is a predicted model, not a curated record. Gene Ontology annotation, biological process: protein demethylation. Gene Ontology annotation, molecular function: nuclease activity; protein methylesterase activity; DNA binding. The transcript is spliced from 10 exons. Bases 404 to 2272 code for a protein of 622 amino acids.
GCAAAAGAAUGUCCUCAUUACAGAAAGAGCUAUUCAAAAAGUCGAAAUUACCUCCACUAGAAAGUGUACAAGAGGAUGAAGGAAUGGAUAGUGGCGCAAAGUACGCAAUUAAGCUAGACUCUUUUUUAGAAUGACAGCUAACGUGAACCUGUUCGAUCCACCAGUGACGAUCGCAAUACAAAGAAGUUGCUAUCAAACCGGGCCAAAUACAGUCCUUACUCCUGGGAAGACUAUUUUGAAGAGUGCAAGGAUGUUACAAUAACAAAUAGCAGCGACAUAUCCUUUAAUAGCGAUUUGUAGCAUUUUUGAGCUCGUUAUUCUUUGUUAUUCCUUAACCUACUUUGGACACAUCUUUCGCAUUUAUAGAAACAAGUCAAAAUCAGAAAAGGGCCCUAUUUUUAUUAUGCAUCACGGCGCAGGGUCUUCUGGGUUGACAUUCGGAUUAACAGCUAGAUACAUCAAAGAAUUGACACGAGGAGAAUGUGGCGUUAUGGCGAUCGACUGCAGAGGACAUGGCGCAAGUAGAGUCCAAAAUGAUGACGGCGACUUUUCGUUGGAAACUUUGACAGAUGAUUUGAUACGUAUUAUCCAGCAAACCGUUGAUAUUCAUCAGGAGAUCAUUUUGGUUGGCCACAGUAUGGGAGGAGCGGUUGUAGUAAACGCAGCUUGUAAGAAGACCCUCAGAAAUAUAACAGGAGUAACUGUCCUGGACGUCGUUGAAGGUUCAGCUAUAGAUGCCUUAUCAUCUAUGACCAAGAUCCUCAAUUCUAGACCAAAGACGUUCACCUCUGUGGAGCAGGCUAUAUUAUGGAGUCUGCAGUCAAAAACCGUACACACAACUGAAUCAGCUCGGUUAUCCAUCCCUGCUCUUAUUGAGCGUACUGAGGAAGGAAAUUAUAAAUGGAUCACAGACUUAGUCAGGACACAACCAUUUUGGGAGAAAUGGUUCACAGGGUUGAGUGAGAAGUUCCUGAACACAGGAGCAGCAAAAUUACUUAUUCUAGCGGGGACGGACAGACUUGAUAAACCAUUGAUUAUAGGCCAAAUGCAAGGCAAGUUUCAACUUAAUAUCUUUCCUGAAUCGGGUCAUUUCGUCCAAGAAGAUACGCCCAUGAAAACAGCGGCCUGCUUAGUUGAAUUUUGGAGAAGAAAUAGAAAAUUGAUUAUCAUGGAGCAUGCUCCAAGUUCCAUAAAAAGCUACGAAAUGAAGAGCUACUUUGGUCGAAAAGUUGCGAUUGAUGCUUCCAUGAGCAUAUACCAGUUUAUGAUUGCUGUUCGUCAGCAGGAUGGUCAGCUACUUCAGAAUGAAGAAGGAGAAACAACUAGUCAUUUGAUGGGUAUGUUUUAUCGAACAGUAAGGAUGGUUGAUAACGGUUUGAAACCCGUCUAUGUGUUUGACGGUAAACCUCCAAUGCUGAAGUCAGGUGAGUUGGCAAAAAGAAAAGCUCGUAAGGAAGAGGCACAACUCAAAAUGGAAGAAGCCAACGAAGUGGGUACCAAGGAGGACAUCCAUCGUUUCACCAAACGUACAGUGCGAGUUACCACAGUUCAUAACGAUGAAUGUAAACAACUUCUAAAGUUAAUGGGCAUCCCUUAUGUGGAAGCGCCAUGUGAAGCUGAAGCUCAGUGUGCUGAAUUAGCCCGUUCUGGCAAAGUGUUCGCAGCUGCCUCAGAAGACAUGGAUACCCUCACCUUCAAAUCACCUAUUUUAUUGCGUCACUUGACAUUCUCUGAAGCGAGAAAAAUGCCUAUUGAUGAAGUACACCUAGAUAAGGUUCUGGAAGGAUUAGGAUUCACAAUGGAACAGUUUGUCGACUUGUGUAUUUUAUGUGGCUGCGAUUAUACGGAAUCCAUAAAAGGCGUUGGACCAAAGAGUGCAUAUACUUUGAUUAAAGAACAUAAAACAAUUGACGAAGCCAUAAACCAUUUAUCAGCCAAACAGAAAGAGAAUAUCCCUGAAGAUUGGAAAUAUGCCGAAGCUCGGGAGCUCUUCCUAAAACCUGAGGUUACUCCAGGCGAUCAAAUUGAGUUCAACUGGAAUGAACCAGAUGUAGAAGGUCUUGUCGACUUUAUGGUGAAGAAAAAAGGAUUUUCUGAGGAACGUAUCAGAGCAGGCUGUGAAAAAUUGUCGAGAAACCUCAAGAAAGCAACACAAACAAGAGUGCAGGAUUUUUUCAAAGUACUCCCUUCAUCGUCUUCAAAGCCAGAUGAUAAGAAAAGAAAGAAUAGUAAAGAUGCUGCUAAUGCUAAGAAGAGAAAGACGAAGAAAUAAAGCGAUGACCAAUUUCCGGUACAGCUUACAAAUGCAGAAGUUAUAC